Molecule: messenger RNA, 3249 nt
Organism: Propithecus coquereli (Coquerel's sifaka)
Lineage: Eukaryota; Metazoa; Chordata; Mammalia; Primates; Indriidae
Gene: ICE2
Product: interactor of little elongation complex ELL subunit 2
Exons: 15
Coding region: 145-2979 (944 amino acids)
Biological process (GO): snRNA transcription by RNA polymerase II; positive regulation of transcription by RNA polymerase III; snRNA transcription by RNA polymerase III
Cellular component (GO): transcription elongation factor complex
Source: RefSeq, a predicted model, not a curated record
GUGUGGCGUGGGGUCUGCGGCCGGGGCCAGAGCCGCCGCGGACCAUGAGUUGGGUGUAGAUUCUGGAAGGAUCCUGCCUCUGUUGGAGCUUUUGCUGCCAGGCAGGAGCAACUGUGAGCUAGAGGGAAGCAGAAGUCUAGGAAGAUGAGCUCCAAGAUGGCCACGAGUGAACCAAGACUGAACUGGGAUGUUUCCCCCAAAAAUGGCCUUAAGACAUUUUUCUCUCGAGAAAAUUAUAAAGAUCAUUCCAUGGCUCCAAGUUUAAAAGAACUGUGCGUUUUAUCUAACAGACGUAUAGGAGAAAAUUUGAAUGCCUCAGCAAGUUCUGUAGAAAAUGAGCCGGCAGUUAGUUCAGCAACUCAAGCAAAGGAAAAAGUUAAAACCACAAUUGGAAUGGUUCUUCUUCCAAAACCAAGAGUUCCUUAUCCUCGUUUCUCUCGUUUCUCACAGAGAGAGCAGAGGAGUUAUGUGGACUUGUUGGUUAAAUACGCAAAAUUUCCUGCAAAUUCCAAAGCUGUUGGAAUAAAUAAAAAUGACUACUUUCAGUAUUUGCAAAUUUUAAAAGCUUGCAUUGAACAAGUGAAAAGGUAUCCAGAAUUUUAUACUCUUCAUGAAGUCACCAGCUUAAUGGGAUUCUUCCCAUUCAGAACAGAGAUGGGAUUAAAGUUAGAAAAAACUCUUCUUGCAUUGGGCAAUGUAAAAUAUGUGAAAACAGUAUUUCCCUCAAUGCCUGCAAAAUUGCAGCUCUCAAAAGAUAACACAGCUACCGUUGAAACACCAGAACAAACAGCUGAAGCUAUGCAUUAUGAUAUUAGUAAAGAUCCAAAUGCAGAGAAGCUUGUUUCAAGAUACCACCCUCAGAUAGCUCUAACUAGUCAAUCAUUAUUUACCUUAUUAAAUAAUCAUGGACCAAACUACAAGGAACAGUGGGAAAUUCCAGUGUGUAUUCAAAUAAUACCUGUCACAGGUUCAAAACCAAUUAAAGUAAUAUAUAUUAAUUCACCACUUCCCCAAAAGAAAAUGACAAUGAGAGAGAGAAAUCAAAUGUUUCAUGAAGUUCCAUUAAAACUCAUGAUGUCCAAAAACACAUCUGUUCCAGUCUCUGCAGUAUUUAUGGACAAACCUGAAGAGUGUAUAUCUGAAAUGGAUACAUCCUAUGAAGUUAAUGAGUGCCGAAAAAUUGAGACUCUUGAAAAUUCGGAUCUGGAUUUCGAUGAUGAUGUCACAGAACUUGAAACUUUUGGAGUAACCACCAGCAAUCCAUCAAAGUCACCAAGUCCAGCAAAUACUUCUGUAGUACCCAACAUGACAAAUACUCCCACAGCCCCCAAAGCAACAGCUAUACCUGUGGCACCAAGUGCACCAGACAUUUCUGCUAAUUCUAGAAGUUUAUCUCAGAUGCUGAUGGAACAAUUGCAAAAGGAGAAAGAACUGGUCACUGGUAUGGAGGGUGGCGCCGAAGAGUGCAAAAAUAAAGAUGAUCAGGAAGGUGAAUCAUGUGGUGAAAAGGUGUCAAAUUCUGACAAGUCAUUGAUGCAAGAUAGUGACUUGAAAACAUCUGAGGCCUUGCAGUUAAGAAGUUCUAAGGAAAUUGAAAUUUCUAAUAAAACUGAUAUGACUACAGAUGUGGUACAUGCCAAUGAUGAAAGACUAAAUGUUCUAGAAAACAUAGACAACUCAAAGGAAAAAACUGUUACAUCAGAAGCAGCUAAAACUGAAGAUGUAAUUCUUUGCAAUAGUGAUACAGACGAGGACUGUUUAAUCAUUGAUACAGAGUGUAAAAAUAAUAAUAAUAAUGGAAAGACAGCUGUUGUGGGUUCUAAUUUAAGCUCUAAACCAGCUAGCCCAAAUUCUUCCUCAGGACAGGCAUCUGUAGGAAACCAGACUAAUACUACUUGUAGUCCAGAAGAAUCAUGUGUUUUAAAAAGACCUAUCAAACGAGUGUAUAAAAAAUUUGAUCCAGUUGGAGAGAUUUUAAAAAUGCAAGAUGAGCUCUUAAAGCCAAUUUCCAGAAAAGUACCUGAAUUACCCUUGAUGAAUUUAGAAAAUUCUAAACAGCCUUCUGUUUCUGAGCAACUCUCUGCUCCUUCAGAUGCCUCCAAUUGGCCAAAAUCUGCAUGGCCUUCUGCAUUUCAGAAGCCAAAAGGACGAUUGCCAUAUGAACUUCAGGACUAUGUCGAAGAUACAUCGGAAUAUCUAGCUCCCCAGGAAGGAAAUUUUGUUUAUAAGUUAUUUAGUCUGCAAGACUUGUUGUUACUCGUGCGUUGCAGUGUCCAGAGGAUAGAAACAAGACCACGUUCUAAAAAACGGAAGAAAAUCAGAAGACAAUUUCCAGUUUAUGUACUACCAAAAGUAGAGUAUCAAGCUUGUUACGGAGUUGAAGCUCUGACUGAAAGUGAACUUUGUCGCUUAUGGACUGAAAGUUUAUUGCAUUCCAACUGUUCAUUUUAUGUUGGGCAUAUUGAUGCAUUUACUUCAAAGCUUUUCCUGCUAGAAGAAAUUACCUCAGAAGAAUUAAAAGAAAAGCUUUCAGCACUCAAGAUUUCAAGUUUAUUUAACAUCCUCCAACACAUUCUAAAGAAAUUAAGUAGCUUGCAGGAGGGUUCCUACUUGUUGUCUCAUGCAGCAGAAGAUUCUUCACUCCUGAUCUACAAGACCUCUGAUGGAAAAGUUACUAGAACAGCAUAUAAUUUGCAUAAAACACAUUGCGGCCUUCCUGGUGUACCUUCUAGUCUGUCAGUUCCCUGGGUCCCAUUAGAUCCAAGUCUCUUAUUGCCGUAUCAUAUCCAUCAUGGAAGAAUACCUUGUACUUUUCCACCCAAAUCACUGGAUCCUACAACACAACAAAAGGUUGGUGGAACAAGAAUGCCUACACGCAGCCACAGGAAUCCAGUUUCCAUGGAAACCAAAGGCAGUUGCUUGCCUGCUCAGCAAGUUGAAAAUGAAGGAGUGGCUUCAAAUAAAAGAAAAAUAACUUAAGGACUGUACCGUGGAAAAUGAAAUUUCAGAAAAACGAAUUAUAACAAUGUUUAAUUUAGAAAAGUUUGAGGGGAAAUAUGCUUAAAAGAUCAGUAGGCAAGAGGAACAUUUUUCCUAUAGUAUCCUCAAGAGUUCUUAGAGUGCCUUGAAAAAAAUAUGUUGGCCAUGUGAAGAAUGUUUCAAUGAAGUGGAAUGUUAUGUUCUUCACCCUUAAAGUUUUAGGAGAAUCUAAUCUAGAUGUUUUAACAUUAUCAUAACAGGGAAAUAUAU